AUGGAAGCUUUGCAAUUCGAGUUAGCACAAAAGAACAUGCAGGUUCAGUCACUACAAUAUGACUUGUACAAAUUGAAAGAAAAAUACGACAAUGAAACAAAAUUACUGAAGAAUGAGGUGGAAUGGGGCUUAGAAAAAGUCGGAUCGCUGAAACUGGAAAUGAAGAGGUUGAAGGAACCUGAGACAGAUGAUACUAUUAGUAUAAUGCGGUAAGCUCUUCUUACAAUACAGCAUAACUUAGUCACCAGCUUUCCAAGGUACGCUCGCUUUGGUUGUCAUACUGAGCAGAAAAAAAAUGUAGGUAUGUGUAUGAUCUGAACUGAGUUGGUGGCUGACUUGAAUAAUCCUUGCAUAGCAAGCAUGGCGUUUUGCAAAGCAACAUGUUCUCUCAGUUGUAUCCUGGGGCAAGUUCCUUUAGGAAAAAACAAUUUCAAAAUCUUCGAGAAGUAACUUCCAGCAUUCUGGGACAUAUUUGAGAAAAUAUCUUAGACAGAUAUUCAUGUUAGAUUCAGUUCAAAAGUAUUUUUUUUGUCUUUGAUCGCAAUUCACGAAGUAGCCGUUGCCAAACGGUCUAACAGCCAGCGGGUUUCCGCCGCCUACUGACUUCUAUUGACAACUUUUGAAUUUUCAAUCGUCGGCCAUUUUCAAAAAUUAGUUAGUAUUACAGAGACCUUAAAUCAAUCAGGGCGCACUCAUCUCUAAGUUCACUUGAGCAAUUAUACUUGUAAGCAAUAAGCAACGUCAUCAUUUGCCUGUGUCAUCCUCACGGUCUGCUAUUCUUAAAAAGUCCAACUCACGCUGGAAAGCUCUACGUAUGAACUGUGAAGUCGUUGUGUCUCCGUGGAGAGCGUUUUAGCGCGCAAUCCGAAGGUGUGUGGAUAGAUUCUUCAUUGAGAUUCAGAACCCUUCCUUCGUCCUACGCUUGUGACAUCUUCAUUAAUUAAUAAAGAGUUAUUUACAUCAAUUUUGUUUUAUUCUUUGUUUUCUUUUUCUCAAUUCCAGGGGUCAACCUGUCGCGUCCAACGAUAAGGAGAACAGUGAAGUAGGAGUCGUGUCUAAUGUGGCUAUUUAUUCUCUCAAGGCUAAGCUUGGAAAACUCGAAACUGAAACGCAAACUUUGAAAGAAAAUGUGGAAAAACUUGAAAAGGAGAAGUCAACUUUAAGUUUACUCAAUACAGAAGCAAGGUAUUUUGUUUGUUAGUUGACUUUUCAUUUGCUUCUUUCCAUGUAUGGAACUGUUUUCGUCUUUAUUGUAGCAAGGUCACACAUAGCAAUCUCGAACUGAGUCCACGAGGCAAACAAACAGCAAUUAAAUCUUCAGAGAGAUUUCUGCUAAGUGCUGGUUAUUACACAUUCUUGAAGGUUGAAAACCAGAACUUAUUUUUGAAACUUCCCUGUCAUUUCCUUAAUUUUGCUUCAAAGAGGAAUGUUGCACAAAAAAAGGAUCUUUUAAAACGUAGCGUUCAUUUUUAAGACAGCUAAAAUUAAUUACACUUUCUUGCAGCAAUAAGGUAGCCCAGCUUUGCUCUGAAAACAACGCACUUAAAACAGCCAGGAAGAAAUUAAUGGAAGAGUUUCAAAAGAUGAAGAGAGUACAAGAGAGUUCAAAAGCAAAGGACGAUUCCGUCGGGCGACUUCCAGAGGGUGAGACCGCAUGCGUUUUAUUUACCUACUGAAAACUCAUAAAGCUCGCCUCAUUCUGUUUCCUUGCUACCACAAUUUUGGAGCAAAGUGGGGUAAUUAAAAGCGAAAUAACCGAGAAACGAAUAGAAUAGAAAAUGGAAGGAAGAGAUUGUGGCAUUUUCCGCUAAUAUAUCAACUUUGAAAUUAUAAAUGCAAUGUAAAGAUGUGUCCGGCACUUCUGGCGUUCUUCUUACCAACAGCUAGAAAAGCUGAACGCUAUCUCGGAGGAUUAAAACGAUCCUGUUCCUGAAUUAUGACUGGCUGUUGCGAUAAUCAUUAGCAGUGGUAGGGAAGGAAAUCGCAAAUUAGCGAUUUUUCCUCAUUCAAAAGCGCAGUGGUGAAAAUGAACCGCUUUUUUCGCCAGGUUUCCACUGUAAUCAAACAAAAAAUUGCAAGGGAACCGAAUAACGGGGACACGAGUAAUCCAAGUCAACCUUUCUUUCUGUUUUAUCUCCUCUUGUAGUAUCUACAGAAGCGCUUGGAAGACAGUCUAGGAAUUCAUCUGUUCUGAGUGAAUUAUCUACUUGCAGCGAAGCCCCGCCUGCUGUUGAGCGGAAGCGGGUGAAGCCAGAACCGAAGGAAAAUUUCUAA
Messenger RNA from Pocillopora meandrina, 2274 nucleotides. NCBI's taxonomy places the organism in Eukaryota, Metazoa, Cnidaria, Anthozoa, Scleractinia, Pocilloporidae. The record is from the annotation of a GenBank genome assembly.